AUGGCAGAACCGACUGGAGUGUACAAAUUUACGAUAGAUGGAUUUCGAGUAACCGCCGAUAUGAAAAAGAAUUUCGAAAAUAAUGGGUACAUCUUAAUCAGAGGUAUGUUCGAUGACAAAGAAAUGGCAAAUCUGCGAAAAGUUUUCGAAGAAUCAGACCUGAUCGCAAAACAUGGGUUAAAAGUUGGUGAUGGAGCAGGUAAACAAACUAAAAUUGUAGUCUGGACGCAUCCCGGAAAUGACGUAUCAGGAGUCAUGGCGCGAUGUGACAAGAUUGUCAAUACCUGUGAAGACCUGCUGGGAGAUGAAGUAUACCAGUAUCAUGGUAAAUUAUUGUACAAAGACGCCUUCACUGGUGGAGCUCACUUGUGGCAUCAGGACUACGGGUACUGGUACAAAAAUACCUGCCUUUUCCCAGACAUGAUGACAGUCUUCGUUGCCAUUGACAAGUGUGCCAGGACAAAUGGAUGCUUACAGAUUCUACCUGGAUCACAAAAGUGUGGUCGCAUUGACCACGAACUAUCCUUCGGUCAAAUGGCUGCAAAUACAGAGCGCGUGGAGGCAAUAAAGAAAUUUUGUCCGCUGACAUACGCAGAGAUGGAACCAGGUGAUGCUUUGUUCUUCCACUGUAACCUGCUACACUGUAGUUCCGCUAACGACAGCCCUGACAGGAGAUGGGCCUACCUGAUAGCGUACAAUACUAAGACUAACAACCCAGUUGUUCCCCACCACCACGCCCAGUAUACACCGAUUCAAAAGGUCCCUGAUAGUGCUGUUGCAGAGUGUACUAACUUCACAGAUUUCGCCGACAAGAAGUUCUUGGAAGGACACGAGUCUAAAACUUCCAAGUUCGAACAAUCUGAAAAAUGA
This is a messenger RNA of Ylistrum balloti, 870 nucleotides long. Its product is annotated as L-proline trans-4-hydroxylase-like. NCBI's taxonomy places the organism in Eukaryota, Metazoa, Mollusca, Bivalvia, Pectinida, Pectinidae. The record is from RefSeq and is a predicted model, not a curated record. Bases 1 to 870 code for a protein of 289 amino acids. The transcript is spliced from 9 exons.